Symbiodinium sp. CCMP2592 is the source of this 1623-nucleotide messenger RNA. Lineage: Eukaryota; Dinophyceae; Suessiales; Symbiodiniaceae. The record is from the annotation of a GenBank genome assembly.
AUGUGGCCUCGAAUUCAGCUGCCCUGGUUUCUCUGCAGCUUAAUCUGCGCAGGCAUUGCCAUGACGCUCUCAGCGGAUGUGUGCCACGGAGAAGAAUGUCACCUUAUACUUCUGCAGCAGAAGAAGGCGCUGCACAGCACGCUCCAGGAGCAGGAUAACAACGAUGACGGCCCAGCAGAGGAGGCCAUACUGGGAUACUUGCUCGACACGAUGCACAAGGCGCAGGAGGCGCAGGCGCGACAGCAGGCAGUGGCGGAGUGGGUAGCUUCCCACCAGCAAGGUGGCAACGACAGCAAUACCACCGUGGCUGAGAAUGCCUCCGAAAGCAAUUCCACUAAGAGCAACGCUACCGAGAGCAACAGCACGGAGGGCAACUCCACCGAUAGCAAUGCCACCGAGAGCAACAGCACGGAAGGCAACUCCACCGAGAGCAAUGCCACCGAGAGCAACAGCACGGAGGGCAAUUCCACCGAGAGCAACGGCACGGAGGGCAACGCUACCGAGAGCAACAGCACGGAGGGCAACUCCACCGAGAGCAACGCCACGGAGAGCAACAGCACGGAAGGCAACUCCACCGAGAGCAAUGCCACCGAAAGCAACGGCACGGAGGGCAACUCCACCGACAGCAACGGCACGGAGGGCAACGCCACCGAGAGCAUCAGCACGGAGGGCAACUCCACCGAGAGCAAUGCCACCGAGAGCAACAGCACGAAUGGCAACUCCACCGAGAGCAACGCCACUGAGAGCAACAGCACGCAGGGCAACUCCACCCAGAGCAACGCUACCGAGAGCAACAGCACGGAGGGCAACUCCACGGAGAGCAAUGCCACCGAGAGCAACAGCACGGAUGGCAACUCCACCGAGAGCAACGCCACUGAGAGCAACAGCACGGAUGGCAAUUCCACCGAGAGCAAGGACAACUCCACAGAAAGCAACAGCACGGAGGGCAGCAGCACGGACAAGGCCUCGUCCAAGAAUGCCACGAGCGAAAGCAAGGAGAACGGCACGAAUGCCACGAACGAAAGCAGCUGUCGUGAUGACAAGUACUGUCCACAGGAGACUGGGUGCGGCAGCAGUCGCACGUUUCACCCUGUACGCACCGGUCCACAGCUGACAGCGUUUCUCGAGAACUUCUGCAAUCUCUUCAGUCUACUCCAUGAGCCGGAAGCAGACAAUCAGACCUAUAGAGGGGGAUGCAGUUCACCACAGGUCUGCGAUUUGGAGCGGAAGGAUGUGAACUUUGACCUGAUCAAGGUGGAGGGCAAGGUUGGCGGCAAGCUGGAGGACACCUGCCUGAUCCAGGGCAUUGUUGUCGACAAGGAUUUUAGUCAUCCGCAGAUGCCGAAAGUAGUCAAGGAUGCCAAAAUGGCAAUCCUGACCUGCCCGUUCGAGCCACCGAAGCCGAAGACCAAGCACAAGCUCGACAUCCGCACCGGUGAGGAUUACAAGAAGCUGUACGAGCAUGAACAGAAGUACUUUCGCGAGCAGAUCCGACUCAUCCAGGAGUCAGGUGCAAAUCUGGUGAUUUGCCAGUGGGGCUUCGACGACGAGGCCAACCACCUGCUCUUCCAGAACAAGCUUCCAGCUGUGAGGCGAUCCGAUCUCCUUUUCCCGGGUUCCUGA